Exaiptasia diaphana is the source of this 627-nucleotide messenger RNA. Its product is annotated as protein SpAN. The transcript is spliced from 5 exons. The record is from RefSeq and is a predicted model, not a curated record. NCBI's taxonomy places the organism in Eukaryota, Metazoa, Cnidaria, Anthozoa, Actiniaria, Aiptasiidae. The coding region runs from base 22 to 585 and encodes 187 amino acids.
UAGAUAGCCAUCAAGGGCGAAAUGUCUAAUGCACCAGGACUGAUAUCGAUAGGAGCUUUAUAUACCACUGAAGAGUAUUGUCCCGUGUUACCUGCUUCAGCAGGAGAAGCGUGCAAUGAAAUAUUUACAAACUUGACUGGCGCCAUCAUGUCUCCCUGUUAUCCAAGUUACUAUAGCAACAACGCUAGCUGCAACUCGACCAUUAUAGCGAAGCAAGGUUACGUCAUUCGUCUAGAUGUCGCCGAGUUUGAGUUGGAAAUGAGCACACGAUGUGAGAAUGACUCUGUUGAUGUUUAUGAUGGUGGUAAAAGAAUUGGUCGAUAUUGUGGUAUAAGAUACCCACCCAUCAUUCAGUCGACUACUAACCAGCUUUUGGUGGUAUUCCGAUCAAAUGGAARGAUAACACGCACUGGAUUCAUGGCGCAUUACCGCAUCCUGAAAGAUAAUGAUACAAACCAAGGAUGCUUACAAGACUGUCCAGCUGAUUGUCAAUGUCGAAAGCUGUCUGAUGGAAAGAUAGUUGUCUCGUCACGAAGUAUCAGUGCAGUUCCUCUUCAACUUCCUCGUGAAACAACAGUCAUGUAAAUGAACCUCUCAAUUUUAUGCUGAAACUUUCAUUUUUUAACA